AUGUCGAGCAAAACGAGGAAUGUUCUUGAAGGUUUGGUUAAAGAUAGUUCAUUGAAAUGGUUGCUUGGGAAACAAAGUAGUUUCGAUGAAGAAAUCGAUGAGAUUGAGAAUUCUCCAUCUUCUGGAUCCAAUUGGAUACCUGAGCUUUCUCCAGUUGCAAAUGUUGUUAUUCGCAGGUGUUCAAAAAUACUUGGUGUUUCAGUGAUUGAGCUACAAGAUAGUUUUAAACAAGAGGCGUCUGAAUCUGUAAAGCAGCUUUUGGUGUAUGCAAGGAACUUUCUAGAGUAUUGUUGUUUCAGGGCACUUGCACUUUCAGUUGGAGUAACAGGUCAUUUAGCCGAUAAAAUGUUUCGACGGUUAACUUUCGAUAUGAUGGUUGCUUGGGAGGUUCCUUCUGCUUCUAGCCAGAAAUUACUCAGUGUUGAUGAAGAUCCAACGGUCGGUUUAGAAGCCUUCUCUCGGAUUGCUCCAGCGGUUCCGAUAAUAGCUGAUGUGAUUAUAUGCGAAAAUUUGUUCGGGUUGCUGGCUUCUUCGUCAAAUGGUUUUCGGCUUCAGUUUUCGGUUUAUGAUAAGUAUUUGUAUGGACUUGAAAGAGCAAUAAAGAAGAUGAAGAGCCAGUCUGAGUCAUCUCUACUUUCCGGUGUUCGUUCGAAAGGAGAAAAGAUUCUUGAGGUCGAUGGUACAGUUACUACCCAACCAGUUCUUGAACAUAUUGGAAUAUCUACAUGGCCAGGCCGCUUGAUUCUCACUGAUCAUUCACUCUAUUUUGAGGCUAUAAAAGUCGUGUCUUUCGACACACCAAAGUGUUAUAGCUUAUCUGAAGAUUUGAAACAAGUCAUUAAACCCGAGUUAACCGGUCCUUGGGGUACUCGGCUUUUCGACAAGGCCGUAUCUUACAAGUCUAUCUCCCUACCAGAACCAGUAGUAAUGGAGUUCCCUGAGCUCAAGGGCCACACUCGACGAGAUUACUGGCUCGCGAUAAUCCGAGAAGUGUUUUACGUUCACAAAUACAUAAACAAGUUCAAGAUCAAAUCAGGUGUGGCGAAAGAUGAAGCUAUCUCAAAAGCUGUGCUAGGCAUUUUACGCGUGCAAGCCAUUCAAGAACUCGGUUUAACAACCCCUGUGCAUUACGAGAAUCUUCUUCCGUUCAAUCUCUGUGAUCAGCUUCCUGGUGGAGAUCUUAUUCUGGAAACACUUGCAGAGAUGUCCAGUUCUAGAGUGCUUGAUCGGACAAACAAAGCCAAAGACAUAGGGAGAUUGCAAUCGAUAUCUGCCUCGGAUAUGGUUUCGCAAUUGGGGUUGGUGUUUGGAUCAAGUCCAAAGGGUAGUAGUAGUAGUCUUGUGGUAGGUGAGGUAGUGGUUGGAGAUGUGAAUCCAUUGGAGAGAGCGAUUAUGCAAUCAAGAAAAAACUAUGAGAAAGUGGUUCUUGCGCAAGAGACGGUCAAUGGAGUUAAAGUGGAUGGAAUUGAAACCAAUUUAGCUGUGAUGAAGGAACUGCUUCUUCCGGUUAUGGAAAUCGGUAACUGGCUUUUGUCGUUAGGAUAUUGGGACGAUCCAUUGAAGUCUUUUGCGUUCUGUCUCUUCUCCACUUUCAUAAUUUACAGGGGAUGGAUUGGCUAUGUUUUCGCGACUGCGUUUAUCUUUUUAUCGGGUUUUAUGGUUCUCACAAGAUGUUUCAGCAAUAGAGAGAAAUCAAUGAUCGAGCUGAAAGUUAUCGCGCCUCCUCCAAUGAACACAAUGGAACAGCUUUUAGCGGUUCAAAACGCGAUUUCGCAGCUCGAAGAGAUAGUCCAAGAUGCAAACAUUGUUCUACUCAAGCUCCGAGCUUUACUACUCUCGCUUUUCCCACAGGCGACUGAGAAGUUUGCGGCUGCGAUCGUGAUAGCUGCGACAAUGAUGGUAUUGGUGCCUUGGAACAGUUUGAUGCUAGUGUUGUUUCUUGAACUGUUCACAAGGUACUCGCCACCGCGUAGACCAAGCACAGAGCGGCUGAUACGGCGGCUUAAAGAGUGGUGGUUUAGCAUUCCUGCUGCUCCAGUGGUUCUUGAACAAAACAUAGACAUUAACAAGAAAAGAAAGUAA
Messenger RNA from Arabis nemorensis, 2082 nucleotides. Lineage: Eukaryota; Viridiplantae; Streptophyta; Magnoliopsida; Brassicales; Brassicaceae. The record is from the annotation of a GenBank genome assembly.